UUCGCCAAACAGCUAGUGGCCACUGUCUUUAACUACCACGCUUUGGAGAACGACAACCAGCUCCUGAAAAUUCUCAGCAACAAGCACCUGAUGGGAGACGGGUUGACAGGCUUGAGCAAGUCAAUGCUGAAGCACCUGCAGAACCUGAUGCUCUCCAAGGUGGGCCAGGGGGCGCAGGGCGAAUGGCAAGUGGCCGGGCUGUUCGAGUACUCCUACAACCUGUUGUUCAGAGCCGGCUACCUGGCCCUGUUCGGGGUGGAGGCAACCGACGAGCAGGGGGAGCAGUCCGCCAAGGAGGCGGACAUUAUAGGCUCGGAGGAGCUCUUCACCCAGUUCAGGAAGUACGACCAGCUCUUCCCGAUCCUGGCCUAUUCCAUAGAAUCCCCCAAGCAGUGGCUGCAAGCCAAGAGGCUCAAGAGUUUUUUCUGGGACUUGCUCUCAAUCAAGAAGAUGUACACCAAGGUGAAUAUCAGCUCCUGGAUCGAAGAGCGUCAGCGGCAGAUGGACGAGUAUGGAGUGGACCACAUCAUGCAGAACAGAUACAUGUUUAUUCUGCUCUGGGCUUCCCAGGGAAACACAGGACCCUCCUCGUUCUGGCUGCUCCUCUUCCUGCUCAAGCACCCCGAAGCCUUGCGCGCAGUGCGGGCUGAGGUGGACCAGUUGGUGAGGGAGUCGGGGCAGGAACCUGGGACUGAACUCAAUCUGGGCAAGCUGGCCAAGGACAUACAGCUCGGGUUGCCCACUCUGGACAGCGCCAUCGAUGAGAACCUGCGGCUGACGACUGCCCCCGUCCUGAUCCGUUCCGUGGUCAAGGCCAUGAUGCUGAAGAUGGCGGACGGGAGGGAGUACGCUUUGAGGAAGGGCGACCGACUGGCUCUGUUCCCUUACCUCUCCGCCCACAUUAACCCCGAGAUCCACCCGGAGCCCGGCACCUUCAGGUACGACCGUUUCCUGAACCCGGACGGGACCAAGAAGACCCUCUUUUACAAAGGCGGGCAGAAGGUCAACUAUUACAACAUGCCGUGGGGGUCCGGGGUCAGUAUGUGCCCCGGCAGGUUCUUUGCCAUGAACGAGCUCAAGCAGUUUAUCUUCCUGAUGUUAAGCCUCUUUGACAUCGAGCUGGUGAAUCCCGACGAGGAGAUCCCCGAGAUCGACUGCAAGCGUUGGGGUUUUGGGGCCAUGCAGCCCACCCGGGAGGUACAGUUCCGAUAUCGCUUCAGAUUCUAACCCGGGUCCAUUUACGUUAUUUUUUUUUCCCCCCGGUCCUUUUUCCGCUCGCUUUCUGCUCGAUCGCACGGCAAAGUCUUUUUUCGGCACACUUCCCAGCUUUCUCGAAGCUCUAUAUUUUUAAAAGCCAAGAGGCCAACCUGGUUGCGGUUGCUCGGCCGCGAUAAAGAUCCGCUGAUGCUGUUCGAAAAAAUACAGAGAAGCGAGUCGUCUGGCCGCAAAUCCCUUCCCCAGAUAACUUUUUAAUCGUGCACUACGACGGCUGUUUCUUUGGCCACCAUUCCUAUGCUUCCAUAUUCCUCCACAUUACUUGUCAGACCGCUUUGCACCACAAAGGUUCAUCGAAGAGCAACGGAUCUGUGUGUAGGAUACGAAUGAACCCCUUAACGCUUUCCGAAUCCCAUCGCGGAACGGUUUUCCCAAAACGUGCGACAACAUCACCAGCAAGCGACGGAGUAGAAGGGCAGGAGAAGAUCGGACAGGUAAAGAGGGAGUUGGAUGAAUUUGCUUUGCGAGGCUGGGUUACAUUUGGAAUCGUUCUGCUGGGAGGGAGAUAACGAGGCAGUUGGGUGAUGAGGGAGUUGGAGCAUUUCAACUCGGGGGGGUGGGGGGGGGGGGGGACCAGAAAGGAGGGCAUUGUUUUAAGUCUAUGUGGAAUGCAACAAGUACUGGUCCCAAAGACCUCAGUUUUAUGAAUGUCUCAUUCGAGUGCACAAGACGACACUUGACUCCACACACCUCCUCCUCAACGGUACUCCAUUUGUUGCUGUUGCUGAUGUUGUUGCUCCUGCACUGGAGAGCCAGCCGAGCGAUGACCUAAAGGUUUCCGACCGAGGCUACAACACUCUACGCUUAACUCCUCAGUGAGCUCUCCAUUCGUUCAGCCCGGCUCGCCACGCUAUUCGACACGUUCAGAGUCUUGAGAUGAAAUAAAUGGUCCUGGCUUGCUUAAACCAAACGGUGUGGUUCUCAAUAAAUGCUCUUUAAUGAUG
Molecule: messenger RNA, 2219 nt
Organism: Callorhinchus milii (elephant shark)
Lineage: Eukaryota; Metazoa; Chordata; Chondrichthyes; Chimaeriformes; Callorhinchidae
Product: 5-beta-cholestane-3-alpha,7-alpha-diol 12-alpha-hydroxylase
Molecular function (GO): iron ion binding; sterol 12-alpha-hydroxylase activity; heme binding
Source: RefSeq, a predicted model, not a curated record